This is a messenger RNA of Rotaria sordida, 247 nucleotides long. NCBI's taxonomy places the organism in Eukaryota, Metazoa, Rotifera, Eurotatoria, Philodinida, Philodinidae. The record is from the annotation of a GenBank genome assembly.
AUGUUUUGUUUCGUGCUGAGAAAAGAAAAAAAAUGGUUUUUAUGUACUAAGCAACAAACUAUACAUAAAUGUGUCAAAGUUGAACCAUUUUUUCGUCAUCAUUUUCAUACAUGUGAAGCAUUUAUUUUCAAUAUUCCACAACAUGGUCUUUACAAUUUUUCUUAUUCUGAUAAUCGUGAUGACGUUGUUUUAAGUGUUAUCGUUGAAAAAAGUAUUACUAAUCAUCGUGUUACGUCUAAUGAACAAA